Messenger RNA from Cyprinodon tularosa, 1851 nucleotides. RefSeq names its product tetraspanin 5a (gene tspan5a). The transcript has 11 exons. The record is from RefSeq and is a predicted model, not a curated record. Gene Ontology annotation, biological process: protein localization to plasma membrane; regulation of vascular endothelial growth factor signaling pathway; protein maturation. The coding region runs from base 314 to 1189 and encodes 291 amino acids. Gene Ontology annotation, cellular component: membrane. Lineage: Eukaryota; Metazoa; Chordata; Actinopteri; Cyprinodontiformes; Cyprinodontidae.
AUCACACACGACCUUCCCCAGCAACGUCACCGCCUCCUAUCUGUGUAAUUUAGCCCGAAUAGCGGACCGACGCUCAGGAUUGAGCGAUAUCGGCGCUGAACUCUGGCCGAUAGGUGCUUCUUCCGUCCUGUGUCAGAGAACCGGGUCGUCCCCGCGGCUCCGCCAUGUCUCCUCGGCGGCUCUGAGCGGACCCCGGAAGCGGACAAAGGAGAUGCUUCCCCCGAGCGCUGAACCUGUUCCCUCCGGUCCGACACAAAGCCUGUAAAGCAGGCCGUGGUUCUCCUCUCCAGUCUCCGGCGGAUGAUGCUUAAACAUGUCGGGGAAUCAUUUCAAAGGCCACGAAGUCAGCUGCUGCAUCAAAUACUUUAUUUUUGGCUUCAACAUCCUGUUCUGGCUGCUGGGCAUGGCCUUGGUGGGGAUCGGACUGUGGGCUUGGAGUGAGAAGGGGGUUCUGUCCAACAUCUCAUCCAUCACCGACCUGGGGGGGCUGGACCCCGUGUGGCUCUUCAUGGUGGUGGGAGGGGUCAUGUUCAUCCUGGGCUUCGCCGGCUGCAUCGGAGCUCUUCGGGAAAACACGUUUUUGCUUAAGUUUUUCUCCGUGUUCCUGGGAAUCAUCUUUUUCCUGGAGUUGACGACAGGGGUCCUGGCCUUUGUUUUUAAGGACUGGAUUAAGGACCAACUUAACCUGUUCAUCAACAACAACAUCCGGGCUUAUAGGGACGACAUCGACCUACAGAACCUCAUCGAUUUCACUCAGGAAUAUUGGGAGUGCUGCGGUGCGUUUGGAGCCGACGACUGGAACCUGAACAUCUACUUUAACUGUACUGAUGGGAACCCCAGUCGGGAGAAGUGUGGCGUUCCCUUCUCCUGCUGCACCAAGGACCCAGCGGAGGAUGUGAUCAACACCCAGUGUGGAUACGACAUCAGAGCCAAACCAGACUCGGAGCAGAAGGACUACAUCAACGUUAAAGGCUGCGUCCCCCAGUUCGAGAAGUGGCUCCAGGACAACCUCACCUUGGUGGCGGGGAUCUUCAUCGGCGUGGCUUUGUUGCAGAUUUUUGGGAUUUGUCUGGCCCAGAACUUAGUGAGCGACAUCGAGGCCGUGAGGGCGAGCUGGGUGCCCCCCCCUCUGUCCAUGCGCCGACCCCCACCAUACACCUGCAAGAAAUCAUCGGCUUACUACUCAUGAGACAGUCAUGCACGCCAUUUUCUUCACUUAGUUCUGGAGCAGCUUCCCUCUAACAGCACCAGUUUGGAACAUGGUCCCCUGUGAGCACCGUCUGAGAACGUCACCAGUCACCCCCCUACUUUCCUACACUGAACCAGCACUCUUUUUUUUGUUUCUAAAGGCACUAAAUAUGUGGAAGGUUUUGUAAAUAACCACUGUGCAACUACUCAACAAAGAUGGCGGACAAGAUUAAGAUGACUGCAGUGUUCUACUUUUGAUAGCUGCAUCUAGUGGCUCUAUAGUUUGUUUUUUCAUUCGGCUCUCGGAGAAAACCGAAAUAAAGAUAAAUAAGCAUCUGAGACGACGACGUGCUGAAUAGAAGCAAUGCAGUAUUAAAAGAAGAGACUGUUCCGAUCGUUGCUACCGACCCAGAACAGUGGAUCGAUUCACACAUGAAGUUUUUUUGCUUUACUAAUGCAGUAAAUAUCCGCAAAUGAAGCGUCACAUUUGAUCAUGAUGAGGAAUGUCAAUUUUUCCACAUGCAAACCUGCAGUGGGUUUGGAAAAGAUGUUUACUUAUUAAAGGGAGAAAAUGUGCUUCCUAAACCUUGGCUUUCAUGCCAACCUUUAGAUCAGACAUCCUGCAGUUCCAAUGAAUUGCUUUAGGGGCAGUGUUGCUUUGAG